AUGAGUGAACCAUUGUCACUUAUGUAUGGCAUCGAUCAGCAGACUCGUUGUAUAGUUGGAGUUCAUGCUGAACAGGAAAGGACGUUGUUUCUUGCUGGAACUCUUUCUAUAAAACAGGACAAUCAGUUAUGCGUACUCGAAGUCGAUGAUGACUGGCUACAAAUUUCAAAGCGUUCAUUUGCUCAUCCAUUCGAAUUUCAUCCAGAUGGACAAAAAGCAGCAGUCGUUUUCGAUAAAACUUUAAAUUUCAUGGAUAUUAACGAUUCCCUUGAGACUGUACAUUCCAUGCAAAUCGCAUGUAAAGGGAGUAUAAAUGCCAUUUCAUGGAAUCCUCAUUCUAAUGGAAGUUUAAUAUCUGUUGCUUAUGAUGAUUUUAUUAAAGGAAUUGAUUAUAGAUCUCUGGACAGUGCAUUCAUAAUUGAGAGCGUAAAUACGCCAAAUGUACGAAAUUUGGAUUACAAUCCCAAUGUGCAAUAUAUUUUGGCUACAUGUGGUGACGAUUGCAAGGUAUCAAUUUGGGACACCAGAAAAGUAAUGGAACCAUUAAAAUCACUUCAUGAUCAUUCGCACUGGGUCUGGUCGGUUCGUUUCAAUCCUAUUCACGAUCAGUUAUUAUUGUCGGUAGGUAGCGAUGCUCGUAUUUUUCUUAACAAUUUGGAAUCGCUAAGCUCAGAAUCUAUGCAUGCGCUUGAUUUUGUAAACGAUGAUGCUGAAAAUACAAGAGUUCCAAAAUUGGAAGAUGGCCGCCUUGAAAAACUAGAGGAACAUGAAGAAUCAGUUUACAGUUGUGCUUGGGCCACCAAUGACCCGUGGGUGUUUGCAACAUUAUCGUUAGAUGGACGGGUGGUUAUUUCGAGAGUAAAAAGGCAUCAUAAAUAUGCUAUCUUGCAACUAUGA
Messenger RNA from Dracunculus medinensis (Guinea worm), 897 nucleotides. Lineage: Eukaryota; Metazoa; Nematoda; Chromadorea; Rhabditida; Dracunculidae. The record is from the annotation of a GenBank genome assembly.